Molecule: messenger RNA, 2448 nt
Organism: Hyalella azteca
Lineage: Eukaryota; Metazoa; Arthropoda; Malacostraca; Amphipoda; Hyalellidae
Gene: Marf1
Product: meiosis regulator and mRNA stability factor 1
Exons: 8
Coding region: 274-2448 (724 amino acids)
Molecular function (GO): nucleic acid binding
Source: RefSeq, a predicted model, not a curated record
CAGUGGUUUGUCAGAGGCCUUGUUGGAAAGCAACAAUUUCGAUUGAUUACACAGAUAUUUUUUAUCUGCAUACUGUCAUUUCCUAAUCUUUUCAGGACUAGAAAUUUUCUGGUAUUUCUAGAGAAAACAGAAAUUUCAUGCUCUAUUCUAUAACUGCUGCUUAUAAAUGCAUUGUCGACGAAUUGCCUUUCCAGCUUCCAUUACACAGUACAUUUUCAAUGAAAUAAAUAUUUUUUGAGAACAUUUAUACACUGGUAAAAAAAACACGUCGGCAUGUCGGAACCUGCCGCAACGAAGUCGAACGGUCGCAGCCGACACGUCCGUUCUAGGCAGACCGCCCCCCCUCGUAUCGAACCCCCGCCCUCCCUGGGGGCGGCACCCCCUCCCACAGCCUCCCUGGGGGCGCCACCCCUUCCCACACCCUCCCUGGGGGCGCCACCCCCUCCCACACCCCCAAUUGAAUCCUCAACGUUACCCCCCCAACUGACACCCGACGUUUCGUGCCCACCGCUGGCACCUGUGAACUACGGAAAUUGCAGUGUGAAGUUCAACACUACGAACAUGCGGGUUCAUCCCUCCGUCAACAGAGGCUUCCAGCCCCCGGCCGACCCCCACAACAGGACGCCAGAGUGCGGAGGUCGGCGUGGCAGCGCAGACGCGUGGUCGAGCGUCUCGAGCGUCGCGGCGUCGCAGGAGUUCUGCGUCGACGUCGCGUCUUGCCUCUCCUCGUCCUUCUGCUCCGCGCCUCCUGCCGCCGUUGACGACGACAGACUCGCCUGUUACGUGCCUCCCUCCGCGCCCGUGGAGCUUCACAUCACCAACCUCGACCAGAACAUUGAUGCUCGUGAGAUGAAGAAGGUUCUGCUCACCUGCUUCAGGGAGCACAUCAUGGUGCUACAUGUUUCCAUGCUGGUGCAGAGCGACGGUAACCUGGCUGCGUGUGUCCGAGUGCCCACGCCCCAGGACGCACAGUUUGCUAUUUCGCAACUUCAGCGCAAGCGCAUCGGGUCCAAACGAAUUAUUAUCUCAUAUGCCAACCACAACCAACCGUCUCCUGAGAUGAAAAGGUCGAAUGUUGUGUCAUUAUUGCAAGAGAUUCCUGGCAAGCGUCUGCCAUUAUUCAAAUUUCGAGAGCUUUACGAGCGUCGUUACCACGAGACCAUUGGGGUGUCAGAAAUGUACAUGAUGAGGGACGUGGUAACUGUGUCAGACAACAGCACAGGUCGCAUGGUUGCUCUUCAACCAAGAUACCGACACGUUCCCGUGGCCCUUCCUCCUACGACCAGCCAAUCAGAGUCAGAUGGUGUGCCCAGGUUCUGUGAGAAGCACAGCUUAGGACCCGACACCUCGGUAGGAUGGGCCGAGAGAGACAACACCACGUGUCUUCCGAAUGUUACAACAUCCCUUACAGUUCUAGCCGAAACGAUCCCCAGACUCCUUCAUGCCCAUGAUGGCGUCUUGCCCUUAGCAAGCCUGAUGGAGUGCUACACUGCCGUCAUCGGCCCCAUUGACGAAGUAGCUGAAGGAGGAGUUCCUCUUGAACAUUUGGUUUCAUGCUUACCGAUGGUCGCGAUUCAGACGUGCAGUACAAAUUGGUCCAAGUUCAUUAAAUUUUGUCAGAACAGAGCCCCUCAGGAUGACAUGGAGGACUUGUUACGGUUUGUGUGCCCUCCUUUGGUCGGACAACUUGCUUUAUUGUCCCGUGAACUAGUAGAUCUUCUGAAGACGUUCCCCAACACUCGCCUACCUUUUUCACGAUUUAUCCCAGCUUACCACCACCAUUUCGGUCGGCAAUGCCGAGUCGCCGAUUACGGAUACACCAAAUUAGCUGAACUUUUCGAUGCUUUGCCCAAUGUCGUCCAGGUGCUGGGGGAAGGGCCCAAGAGAGUCAUAACUCUCGCUCAUCGCGCCCAAGUCAGGAGGUUUUCCUGCGAUCUUUUACGCGUGUUGAAAGGCCAACCGUUCAAAUGUAUCACCAUGGAUCAAUUCCCUGCAGCUUUUGAAAAAGUUAUUGGCAAGCCAUGGGCUGUGACUGACUAUGGCGUCAACGAUAUCUUUGACAUCCUCAGUGAGAUCAAUGAAACCACCAUCACAGUAUCUGAUACUAAUGGUGUUGUGACCAUUGCUAUACCUAUUCGUGAACAGACCCCAGAGGAGGUUGAGAUGACCAUUCAGUUCGGAGCCGAAGUAAUCGAAUUACUGAGGCACUCGCCGCAAUGUAAGAUGCAGUUCACUAGGUUCAUACCCGCGUACCAUCACCACUUUGGACGUCAGUGUAAAGUAGCGGACUAUGGCUGCACCAAACUCAUCGAGCUUUUUGAGGCGAUCCCUGACAUUUUGGAGAUAUUCGAUGACGAGGAAGAUGGAGAGAAGCAGCUGCAGUUGGUGCUGAAGGAGAGACUCAAAGUAUUGGGAGAGCAGGUUCGGUGUAGUUGCAGGACUAGUUGA